AAAAAAUUGUCUCCCCCAAUUCCCUCAUUCGCAGGGAAAAAAAAAUCGUGUGCAUAUGUGUGCAGUUUAAACUCCACGAGUAAAUAUUGAAUUUUAAUGAUAAUUGAAGUAAGAAAGAAGGAAGGAAGUUGUGUGUGCGCGCGUGGAAUAAAAUAAGUGUCCCUCCUUCAAACAUGUCAAUAAUUCAGUGUAACGUCGUCGCAGUCAUCGGAGGCACACGGCUUACGCACGAGUUUUCAAUCGAAAAGUGGAGUAAAUAAGAGAGCCGAGUGGUCCUUGGACCGCGUGUAGAAACGUUGGAGGAGGAUGCUUGGCAGCUGGAACUGGCGAGAAGACUUGGAGUUGGGAGUUGCCAAGGGUAUUGUUGUUAAAACGAUUAAAAUUAACGUGAGAAGCGAGAGUCCAGACUCUACGCAUCCCGUUCCCGACAGCCGGGUGCUGAGGUAUGCACCCAGCCGGUGUCAAACCACCAUCAAAUCGCCGAAUACCGGUCUCCAGCCUCCUCGCGACUGUAUGGACUAGCAGCGUGAGGUGGCAACGAUGCUGACGGCACACCCCGAGAUGCACGAGAAGCGUGACGGCCUUGGGGGGGUUCAGUACGUAAGUGUUGGCGGUGGUGGUGGUGCAACGAUGGAUGAGAAAACAGAUCAGCCACAGCCGCCCCCGCCACCGCCGCAGCGUGAUCCCUCAGAUCCCACGAUGAGCGCUAAAAAAAUUCCAAAGAAAAGAAAAUUCGAUCCGUCCGAACUCGAGGACAUGGACAAAGUGUGUAACGUCGUCAGUAAUUUUGGCAGUAUGAUGAAUUUACGUCAGACACUGCCACAAGUACAGUCAUCAUCUGGAAGCCAUCAGUUACACCCACCAUUGGCAAUGACACAGCAGCCGCACCAGCAUCAGCAGCAGCAACAGCAGCAGCAGCACUCACCACAUCUAUCGCCAAAUCAUCAGCAGAAUAAAACAAUGGUAACAGAGUGCUAUCCUCUAGUGCAGAGUGUCGUUGUUCAGCCACCACCUCAGAGUACAGCGGUCGACUAUUCACUGCGUGAUGAGCCACCACGUCAACGUCCAAGGCCCUCAACAAUUACGAUUGAUCUCAGCGAGUGGCAGAACCACCGCGUAUUAGCUUUAAGGGACACACGUUAUUAUCCUGGUGUUAUUAGAAACGCUGGCCAUGGUGAGGUUUAUAUUGAAUUUGAUGGUGAAGGUAAAUUAGUGAGAUAUACCGAUGUACUUGGUGCUGGUAAAUACGAUAUUAUUGCUGAUGCUAGCCCAUCAAUUGGCCAAGUUAAAUUGGACGCAACAGUGUGCAUUAGAUGUCCAACAAAUAGUGGUUUAGAUACUAUGACUAAUGUAUUUGUUAAGGGGAGUGUGUGCAACAUAUUGACUGGACCUCAUCGUUUUGUUGUUAAAUUUCAACGUGAUGAUGAACAGUGUGAGAGUUUUGUGGUUAAAAGGGCGGAUUUAAGGCUGUUCAGGCCACCCUGGUGGGAUGAACUUGAAGAAGGACUUGGGGAGUCUGAACCUAUGAGGAUUGAUCCUGUUGAUCAUGGAUUCAGAAAUUCUGUUGAAGUACCGGUUGCCGGAUCCAUUCAUCCACUUCAUACGCCCCACAUGCCCUCCCACAAUGACUCCGUCGGUUAUUAUCGUACAACAGGUACGAGUCCCCUCAUGACACUAGGUACACCCGGACACUCUGCAAACACAACGCUGAGCAAUGGGAAUCGACCUUAUGAUGAUCUAGAGAGUGACGACGAUCUCGAUAGGGAAGACAUUACAUUUCCCUCUGAUGCAGGGAGCAGUAAACGAAGCAGUAUACAGAGUCGAGGGAGCAACAGUAGUUUGAUGGAACAGCGUAGUAUAACUCCACGUUCACAGGCGGCCACACCCAGAUCUCAGGCGGCGACGCCACACAAAUACAAAAAGGGUGAUGUAGUGGUAACGCCAAACGGAAUUAGGAAAAAAUUUAAUGGCAAACAAUGGCGAAGAUUGUGCAGUAAAAAGGGCUGCUCGAAGGAGAGUCAAAGGCGUGGCUAUUGUUCGCGUCAUCUCUCAUUGAAGGGUUCAGAGCUACGAGGCCCAACAAGCACAUCCCACGGUGGUGGCGAAGAAACAUCUCGUGAUUCCGAUACAUCACCGAACUACGGUGAUCGACGUAUGACAGGGCGAUUCGAUCAGGAGGAAACAGAGGCAGCAAAUAUGCUGGUAUCCCUGGGUAGCUCGCGCUCGGCAACACCAGCCUACUCGUCACCAACCGCCCACUCUUCAAUUUCACCCUGCAUCAGUCAAUCCCCAGUGCCGCCCCUUGGAUUAAACCAAAAUAAUGUUUUCAUGCCAAUAUCGAGUCCAGCAGCCCACCACGCAGCCUCCCUCAUAUCACCGGGUGCAAAGUGGAAGCAUUCACCAACCCAGUCACAUUUUGCUGUGCAAUAUCAACAGCAAGUGAUAAAACCCGAGCCAAAUCGUAUGGUAAGGCCAAAUAGACCAGCACCAACAGCGCCAGCGCCAGCACCUGCGCCAGCCCCAGCCAGCAUUGGGACAAGUGUCAUACGUAUAUCGCCAGUUGGAAGGAGCAUGCCAACGCAAAAUUUAACACUAUCCUGGUCUGAACAGAGUCCGCCACCGCGACAUCCCUCAGUCGUAACAUCCAUGGCUCAACAGCAGGCCCAACAACAACAGGGAAUUAUCCUCCAGCAUGCACUCACCUCGAACAAUGGUUUUGCAACUCAUCCCGAUAUACCCGAACAAAAUCCCCAACUUUUGAAGCCACCCCAUUCCCCGCAUAUCCCGCUGUCUGCCCCGCCUCCCCAAAAUUUGAGCCUCAAGACCCAAGAAUUACCGGUUGACUAUGCACAACACCAGGGCCAACCAAUCUACGUUAUGCAAACGCAUAUACAGCCACAGCCACAAGCGGUUGCACCCACGCAAUCGCAGCAACAAAUAUCUCAGGUGCCUCAGCUUGAUAAAAAAUAUUUAGUGAUUAAAAAUGGGAAUGAAGUGCCAUCAUCUGGGCUUGUUGGCAGUCAGGAGGAUAAGUACAGACAAGGAAUGUUGAAUCAUCUCGGGCAGAUGCAAACACUUGCAGGAAAUGCGUGUCAACCGCAGGCGCAGGCCAGUGUUAGUGUUGGGCAUGUUGAGAAGAUGACGAUAAUACCACAGGCUACUAAAAUUGGGCUUCACAUAUCAUCUCAUCCGGAAGUGCAGAGAAAUUCAUCACUGCAACAACAACAACAACAACAACAACAGCAGCAGCAGCACCAACAGCAGCAGCCACUCUCAACGAGCGUUGUAAUGUCCACUGCAACGGCAGUAACAAACACUUUAACACCAACUAGCGUCUUCCAGCAUGUUAUCGUUCAACCGAGCCAUUUGGCUCAAGCACCAAAGGGAGGAUUACAAUCGAGGGAGGACAGUGGAAAGACCAAUGGAGUUGUCUAUGGCAGCCACGAUGUUCCACCUCUAUACCAGCCCCAUCCCCCGCCAUUGCUCAACAAUUCAAUGCGCAACUGGAAAAAAGCUUUUUCCUGGCAGACGACAGUACUAGAUCAGCCCGAAGUGAGUCCACCACCGUCAGCGCUGAGUCCACCGCUGAGUGCACCACCGAUACCAUUGAGCAUGGGGAAUCCUGGUGAUGAGCCGAUUGGCCCUGGCCCGGAUCCCAUUACACCGGCUGAGGAGGAGGACGAUGAUGUUUUUGAGACUGAACCUACCACGCCUGCUGAGAUCGAGGCUAAUUCGAAUAAACGACGAAGUCAAUCACUGAGCUCAUUGCACACCAAAGAUCCACAGAGUCCGUUGAAGACGAAAGACCGUAUCCGCCGACCAAUGAACGCCUUCAUGAUAUUCUCAAAACGCCACCGAGCAGUUGUACACCAGAGGCAUCCGAACCAAGACAAUCGUACAGUGUCAAAGAUCCUAGGUGAAUGGUGGUACGCAUUGGGGGGUGAGGAGAAACAGAAAUAUCAUGAUUUGGCCUCUGAAGUUAAAGAAGCACAUUUCAAAGCACAUCCAGACUGGAAGUGGUGCAGUAAAGAUCGAAGGAAAUCAUCGACAACAAGUUUCAAAGGCAAUGAACCAAGGGGAAAACUAAAUAGUACGGGAGAGGAGAUGGAUAUGGGACCACCCAGUGAGGAGAUACCGUUGACGCCUCGUGCGUCUGAUGACAUUUAUGUACCAGUAACUGCAGUCUACAGUGAUACACCAAGUACAGAGACUGUGAAUCAAGCACAUUCGUCUCAUCGACUUCCCGAGCCUCAACAACUAAUGGAUACCUCUGAGUCCUCCGUUAAACAGGAGGAAGACGGCAAUGGCUCUGAUGAUGAACAACAAAUGGUGAUAUGCGAGGAUCCACAGCCAGACGGCGAGGCAAAAGUCAAGGAUAAACCACCAGAGAGUGAUAAUGAUGGACAGGACAAAGAGAGAGAUGAGAAGAACUUUGGAGGGAGAUUUUCACCUGUCGACGGUGGUAAAAGAGACGUCCAGGGAGUUAAAGCUGAGGUUACAUGUCGGCCCAAGCCAAUUAAAGCCUCGCUCCCGUCGACAGGUAUCGAAACGACCACCAAGUAUCAUCAUGCAUCCAUUGAUAAGGGCGGUACUGUCUCAGUGCUCUCCACUUAUCCUUAUCACAGUCCCGUUAAUCCUACUGGUGUUUCGGGUUUUCAACCGAAGGGAGGUGCAUUCAUAACUAUGCCAAUAUCACCUAAAGUCGUUAAACCAGAGCCAGUUAAGGGAGAUCAGCAAUAUAGCACACAGUACUGUGUCAAUAAUCUUGUUGCUAAUAUACACACUGAAAAUGGGAGGAGUGUACCUAAAUUUGCAGCUGCAUCUGUCUUACAUUCGAUUGGAACGAAACCGAUGAUGGCACUGUUGAAGCAGCAGCCAAUGCAAUCUUCAACCGUCCAUCGUGCCCAACCAUCGGCCGUUCCCUUUCAACCCCCGAUCACUCUUACAUUACUCGAUAAUGAUUUGGUGGCCGUUUCUAAACAACAGCAGGGUUCACAGUAUCUUGGAACAACCACGCAACACCAGAGGAUGUUUAUACCUGGAUUCCAUAUACCUAUUUCUGAGACUGGGAAUCGUAAUAUAACUAUACAGAACUUCGUUGCUGGCAACAAAGUUGAUACCCCAAGUGUUAUUGUUACGAAAUCUUAUCCUGUGACAACAUCCUGUCCGAGCACCCCAAGUUAUCGUGGAAUUGGCCAUUCUAUCGCUAGGCUCGCUGAAUCGGAGAAAAAAGAUAACCCUGUAGUCACGAAUCAUGUUCAUUUUUAUGAACAAGAGCGCAAGGAUGCGGUUGGUAUUCUCCUGCCGACAAGUGAUAAAGGCAAACAGCCAUCGACUCCCCACACACCCCAUACGCCUCACAGUACCAGUCAGAAUAGUGACCACUCGUCAGGUUUUGUGGUUGACGAUUCUACACCUAGGAACAAUGAUCCUGGCCAGAAUAAAGGGACGUUCAUGCUGGCACCGACCCCCGCUCAACUUGGCCGAGCACCACUCCAAAGAAGACAGUCACUGGCAUAUCCUCCUACAUCUAAUGCAGGAGACCAAGGGAAUUCUCAGCACUUUGACACUCGAGCAUCAACAAAUGCACCAAUUGUGGAGCAACAACAACCACAACAACCUCAGCAACAGCAGCAGCAACAACAGCCACAGCAGCAGCAACAACAACAGAUCAAACUUGGUGAGCCUCAAGCAUUGCCCUCACCCAUGGCUAAGAAAGGAUCAUUCUUCAAGAAGAAUGUUGAAGAUGGGAUGGACAGGGUACUUGAACAAGUCAACUUUGAAGAAAAGUUCUCAUCAUUACCAGAGUUUAAACCGGAGGAUAUUCAGAGCCCAAGUGCAAUAAGUAUGAAUACACCUGUGGGCUCUUCGGUUCAUACUCCAGGCACUGCUGGACUUCAUCCCCCCAAUCUUCCAUCAUCUCUCCAGGGGUAUAAGAAGAAAAGUGGCCAGGGACCUCAUAGAUCUAUGCUUAAUGAGGAUGACGGAGAAUGCGAUGUUUCCGCAACGCCAAAAUCGGCGGCCAGUGUUAAACUGACUGGAAACACAUUCUUCGGACCAGAUUUCAACGUCGAUGCAUUCAGAAUAAAUUCUGAUGCUGGUGGUGAUGCUGAGGCUAGUUCGCCGAGAACACCAAAAACUCCGGGUGGCGGCGGUGGCGGAGUAGGGCCAAGCAGAAACGAUAAUGAGCGGGGACCUCGAAAGGUUCUUGAGCAGCGUAGACAAUUAGUUAUGCAGUUAUUCCAGGAUCAUGGAUAUUUCCCGUCUACACAGGCCACUUCAACUUUUCAAGCUAAACAUUCUGAUAUUUUUCCAAAUAAGACGAGUUUGCAAUUGAAGAUUAGAGAAGUCAGACAGAAAUUGAAGGCCAAUUGUGCAACGCCAAUGAGUGCCAGCAAUUUAGUUAGUCCUUUGCCUGUCUCGGAGCCAUCACCUAGUGUUACUGGACCCUUGACAGCUCCUCCAACGUCAAUGGGAGCUCCACUGUCACUGCCAGUGAGCAGUAGUGGCAGCUAGCGCCCAUGUGCCAACUGUGAUACAUUGAAUCCCCUUACUCCACAACACGAGUACAUCAUAAUCCUUUGAUGACAAAAUGGUGUUUAUUCGGUGAAGAAAAAAUUUGUCAAGCUGAGGAUAAUCGAAGAUUAAUUAUGAUUAAUGUACAGUUCUUUCCCUCCUGGAGAAGAAGUUUUGUUUCCUUUGAUUUGAUUCGUGGAAUGUCAGUGCAAUUUGAACAUGUCAAGAGUGAAGGGUUGUAAUUGGAAUCAAAUAGGCAUAGGUAGGCAAUAACAAGUCGAUGAGUAAUGUUUAAAGGCGUGUUAAUAUACGGUCAUCAGUUGAAUGAUGAAUUAUUAUCUGUACAUAAGGUCUUAGUCGGUGUUCAGUAUUGUUCGGCAAAUAAUGGAAAAGAGGACAGGGAGAAUGCAAAAAAAUUAAUGUGUUCAGAAAAAUUGUGUUCUAAGGUACAUGUUGAACAAAUCGAGGGAACUAUUUCGGGGCUUUGCAAAACAAUUCAGCUUUACGAAGAAAUAUUCACUUACAAUGAGUGAAUUUAAUCGAUGUUUAUAUUCAAGAAUAUAUUUUUUCAAAAUCAGGAAAAGUGAGAGAAACGUCAAAAGAUUGUGAAAAUUAAUCAAUAUUUUUGUUUCAAUUACCUUUUGGAAUAUGAACUGAUAUCCGUAGAUUAACUCGCUAGGGGCGAAAUUACAUACAAGGCCUAUGCUAUUGUUGAAUAUUGUUGAAAAAUGUGCUAAAAAUAAUAAAAAUCAGUAUAAUGGUUGGAUUGUCGUGCGGAAGUAAAGAUAGACAAGUGCGUAAUCAUUCAGAGAGUAUAAAAUUGAUUAAUGAGGAAAAGAAAAAUAUAAAGAAAAAUCAGAGUUUAUAUACUUUAGUUAUACUCUAAAUAUAUAUAUAUAUAUAUACACUAUAUAAGUGACAUAUAUUAACGAGUACAUUGCACAAAAUGUCUACGUUGAAAGGAAUCAUCGCAAAAAAAAAUACCAUAGGUAUGGUUGUGUUUUUUUCAUUGUAAAUAACUGGUAAAGAGUUGAUAGAGUGAUUAUUAUUCCAGAUAUUUUGAGGGAUACCAGAGAACUGCUUAUUUGCUCAAAUUUUUUAAUAAAUUUUCUGUUAAAAUGUCGAUAAUUUAGUGCAGGAAAUUUCUUCGAGAAUUUGCAGCAUCAACGGCUUCCGGUUACCUGUUAAAAGGAGAGAGAAGAAAAUAUGAGUUACACUGGUAUCUCGAGCUUCAGUGAAAUCUUUAAAAGGUUCGAGGCCCUUUUUCCGAUGCAUAGAAUAUUCCUAGAGUAAAAGGCAUAUAGAUAAAACGGAAAAAAAAAUUUAUAAAAGUACAUAAGGAGUGCCAUCGCGCGGCUAAAAAAACUAUAAAACCAGAGAAGGCAGGCGAUUAUUUUCUUGUUAGUAAUUACCAAUUUUGGUAAAAAAAAAUGAGAAUAAUAUGUAGAUGAAGUGUAAAAUGUUUCCGAUAUUUCCGAAAGUACUUAUCGACUGUUUUUAGAGGUCUGCCAAGGGUCAAUGCAUCUUACGGUUGUUUUAUGGCUCUCUUAUUAUCGUUAAUAUCUUUUCCUUUCACUUGGCCAAUUUAGGUAUAAGUUUUUUUAUAUUACCCUUGCAAUUUUAAGUGUGCCCCUCCCCCCGCCCCGGUUUUUCUUUUUUUUGUCAUGACAACGAAUUUUACAUUAACUUGUUCAUUACUUUAUUAUGAUUAUGAAAGGAAAAGCAUGAACUUUGUUGCUGAGUUUUAAGAUCUCAUGUUUUAUCACUAGGCAGGGCAAUUUGUGGCAGUUUAUACAUCUUUAAAAAAAACACACGGUUUUACAUAAAUCAAAUUUACAAUAGAUUUUUUUUAAAUUGCGUUUUUAACAGAACUAUUAUUGUCAGCGAAAUGUUAAAAUCUGUUUAAUUUUUCUCUGCACUCCAAUCAUGUUUUGUAUUAUUCAAUUUUCCCCUUCAACUGUUGAUGAAGUGUUGGAAAUUUAGUGUAUUUCAACAUCAUUUCCGGAUCGUUUUCAGCCUUUUAUGCCUAUUAAAUGCUCCGGACUACGUCGUCUCGUUUGUAGAGAGCGUGAUUCCUUAGCCGGUGUCACGCAUGGCGUAACGUAGCUUAUAGGUAUAAGAGAGUUAAUGGAGAAUGUUAUUUUACAAUAUUGAAAUUAUCGUUGAUUUUUUUUUUCUUUUAAGAUUGUGUAUUUUUCUCGCAAACCUGCCGGAGAAAAAAAACUGCAUUGUACCUUGGCAGAAAUUUGUUGAAUUUGGCUGUAAUGUAGAUUAUAUAUUAAAAUUAGUUGAAGUGAUGUUCACUGAGAUAGACAACACUUCGAAGUGAAUUUUCAAGUAUCUCGAGAUAAGGCACGAAUAUUUUUUCCUUCUUUUCAAGUUAGCAAAUGGCAAAGAGAGAGAGAGAGAGUGAAUGAGUGAGUGACGAAAAAACUGUGUUUAUCCGACAUAUUUUGUAAAUAGAAAAAAUAUAAUAAAACUCACUAAACACGUUAGAAAAAAAUAAAUAUAUGAAAUAAAUGAAAGCCUAGG
Diachasma alloeum is the source of this 9048-nucleotide messenger RNA. It is a transcript of the gene cic, whose product is annotated as protein capicua homolog. Gene Ontology annotation, molecular function: RNA polymerase II transcription regulatory region sequence-specific DNA binding; DNA-binding transcription factor activity, RNA polymerase II-specific. The record is from RefSeq and is a predicted model, not a curated record. Gene Ontology annotation, biological process: regulation of transcription by RNA polymerase II. NCBI's taxonomy places the organism in Eukaryota, Metazoa, Arthropoda, Insecta, Hymenoptera, Braconidae. The coding region runs from base 541 to 6516 and encodes 1991 amino acids. Gene Ontology annotation, cellular component: nucleus. The transcript is spliced from 18 exons.